This is a messenger RNA of Eriocheir sinensis (Chinese mitten crab), 1166 nucleotides long. RefSeq lists its product as uncharacterized. Bases 153 to 1166 code for a protein of 337 amino acids. The transcript is spliced from 3 exons. The record is from RefSeq and is a predicted model, not a curated record. Lineage: Eukaryota; Metazoa; Arthropoda; Malacostraca; Decapoda; Varunidae.
AGAGAGAGAGAAUAAAAGAUGAUAUUCUCACGAUCACUAGCAAUUAUACACUUAGUUCCGAGCCUCUAUUUUUGGGUGACGGGUUAAUAUUCGUCUGCUUCGCUGCUUUGCUUACAAGUCAUGAAGAUCCAGUUCUGUUAUCAUUCUCCAUCAUGGAAUAUCCCUGUGUGGUUUGCGCGAGUGAAGUUCGGCCUCGUCAGCAUGCCAUUCAGUGCGCUAACUGUGAACGCUGGCAACACAGGAAGUGUAACACCGGGAUUUCCUACAAGGAUUAUCGUUCCAUGGUGAAAGGGGAGCUACACAUGCACUGGAUCUGCAUCACAUGUUCAGAAGUAGAAGAUCUGUUGGAGACGGAGGAAGGGGGAGUUUUGGAGGAGGUAGGAUCUAUCCCGGACAUCAGCACCCGACCAGCCUUGCCAGAGGAAUAUGAAGAAAGUAUUCUACCUGAUGACAUUAUUGAUGAAGUUCCAGGUAUAGGGGAUGAAUUAAUAAACUCUUAUAAGAUCGUUGAAGGUGGUACGAGAAGAGGAAAUGCCCUCCUUGUAGAUUCCUUUGGUUAUACCUAUAACCAAAAGGCCACAGGGAAGAAGAAAAAUCCAACUGGUAAAGUAACUUGGCACUGUAGUGUGAGAAACAAGAUGCUAACAUGUCCUGCUACUGUCCUUCAGAAUGGCUCCAUUUUCACCGGAGGAUCUCAUCAUCAUGUUCACGAACCCCAACAAGGUGCUACUUUUAAGGCUGAAGUCAUUGCUACUGCAAAGGCCUUAGCCAAAGAGAAGGUUAACAUUUUUUCAUCCGCUUCUUCUUUAGUGGAUCGUGCUAGAACUGCCACAGAAGGGGAUGAUGCAGCCUGUUUAAAUACAGUUAACAUAGCACGGUCUCUAAAUCGCCUUAGACAGGGUGACAGACCUGAUGAACCAGAUAAUUUGAACUUUGAAUUGGAUGACAAUUACAUCCCAAAAGAGUUCCUUCAGAAGGAUAUUGCUAUAACUGGUGGCCGACACUUAAUAUUCGCUACUUCUGAACAACUUGCUUUACUCAAGAAUGCAAGGACGUGGUACGUGGAUGCUACAUUUCGUGUAGUGCGCAAGCCAUUCUAUCAAUUAUUUGGCAUCCAUGCAUUCGUGAAAGGAAUAGAAGGACAUAUAAAACAAGCGGAAAGCUGA